Talaromyces atroroseus is the source of this 2235-nucleotide messenger RNA. RefSeq names its product putative AAA domain-containing protein. The coding region runs from base 1 to 2235 and encodes 744 amino acids. The transcript is spliced from 3 exons. Lineage: Eukaryota; Fungi; Ascomycota; Eurotiomycetes; Eurotiales; Trichocomaceae. Gene Ontology annotation, biological process: ribosome biogenesis. Gene Ontology annotation, cellular component: nucleus. Gene Ontology annotation, molecular function: ATP hydrolysis activity; RNA binding; ATP binding. The record is from RefSeq and is a predicted model, not a curated record.
AUGCCGUACAAAAACAAAGGAAGGCCAUUGCUAAGCCAUGGCUUAGAUAAGGAGAUCUACCAGAUUGUGCGCAAAAUCGCCGACGAACAGCAGGCCGAGUCAGGGCGACCGCGCCUAUCUACCUAUAGCAUAUACGAUACUAUUAAACGAUCAAACUCGAGCUUGAAUCGGAAGCCGAAGAAAUUGCUCGAAGACAGCAUUGAGCGCGUGCUGGAAGUAUUUCAGAGUGACAUUCUGGGCGAUGAUGAGUCCGACUCGGUAAAUGGAGAUUUCGAGGGCCUAGAGGAGGAAAAGUCGGAGCAGGUAGUGGAAUCCAAUGGCUUAAAUAGAAGCAUUGUCAGUGCCUGGUCGACCUCGGCCAAGCCUUUAUCUGCCUCUAGGAAAGGAACCGACACGCCUAUUACUGUGGAAAGCUCUGCACAGACUACAGGGUCCAAUAAAAGACGCAACCAAGCAUCCGAAUCCGUGCCGAAACGAAGAAAAGCGGAUCAUUCUAUAGACAAGUCGCCGCCCACGCAUGUCAGCUUAUCGGAUCUGGGUGGUAUGGACGAUGUGUUACAGGAGCUUGGAGAUUUGAUCAUUCUGCCCAUGACUCGGCCACAGAUAUUCACGUCUUCUAAGGUACAGCCCCCGCGAGGUGUAUUGUUGCAUGGGCCACCAGGUUGCGGAAAGACCAUGCUUGCGAACGCCUUUGCCGCUGACCUGGGAGUUCCCUUCAUCUCGAUAUCUGCUCCAUCCGUCGUAUCUGGCAUGUCUGGUGAAUCCGAGAAGGCUCUCCGAGAACAUUUCGAAGAAGCAAAGAAGGUGGCUCCGUGUUUGAUCUUCAUCGAUGAGAUCGAUGCCAUCACCCCAAAAAGAGAAAGCGCACAACGAGAGAUGGAAAAGCGUAUAGUUGCCCAGCUAUUAACCUGCCUGGACGAUCUAGCGCUGGAAAAGACAGAUGGCAAGCCCGUCAUUGUCCUGGCUGCUACCAACAGACCAGAUAGCCUCGACCCUGCGCUGCGACGAGGAGGUCGGUUUGACAAGGAGAUCAAUCUAACAGUUCCUUCGGAACCUGUGCGAGAGCAGAUCCUUCGUACCUUGACUCGGAAAAUGCAGCUCGCAGAUGAUCUCGACCUCAAAACCUUAGCCAAAAGGACAGCGGGAUUCGUGGGCGCUGAUCUGAACGAUCUAGUUUCUACCGCUGGAGCCGCCGCAAUCAAACGGUACUUAGAAAUCCUCAAGUCAAAUACAGGCGAAGAGAUGGAUAUCGAAGGCGAUGCCGAGCAACAGGUACCUGAGAAAGUCAAAGAGAUACGCCGCCUAAUCAAGCAUGCCAAAGAUGCACCAAUGGGAGAAGAAACCAAUCCCGUCUUGGUGUCCAAUGCAGAUUUCUUCACAGCACUUCCGAAGAUACAGCCAUCAUCUAAGCGUGAAGGAUUUGCCACCAUUCCCGACACAACAUGGGCAGAUAUCGGUGCUCUCGGUGGUGUCCGGGAGGAACUGGUAACGGCGGUAGUCGAGCCAAUUAAGAACCCAGAUAUAUAUGCGAAAGUGGGCAUUACAGCUCCCACCGGUGUUCUGCUCUGGGGUCCACCUGGAUGCGGUAAGACUCUGUUAGCGAAGGCCGUUGCCAACGAAUCGCGCGCAAAUUUCAUUAGCAUCAAGGGACCCGAACUGCUGAACAAAUACGUCGGUGAAUCCGAGCGGGCAGUCCGUCAAGUCUUCGUGCGCGCGAGGUCUUCUAUACCUUGCGUCAUCUUCUUCGACGAACUGGAUGCUCUAGUCCCUCGUCGCGAUGACGCGCUGUCCGAGAGCUCAGCAAGAGUCGUCAACACUCUUUUGACAGAACUCGAUGGACUAGGAAGCAACAGACAAGGAAUCUACAUAAUUGCCGCCACGAAUCGACCGGACAUCAUUGACCCGGCUAUGCUUCGGCCCGGACGAUUAGAGACGCUUCUCUUCGUCAAUCUUCCGGGACCAAGUGAACGGGCUGAAAUCUUGCAAACGCUUGUCCGCAACCUCCCCACUAUCGAAUUCAGCGAUCAAUUGCGAGCACUCGCCGAGAGUUGCGAGGGUUAUAGCGGUGCGGAUAUCGGCAGUCUUCUCCGCAGAGCCGGAUAUUCGGCGAUCAAGCGAAGGGAUAAUAUCAAAUUCGAAGAUUUUGUGGCUGCGAGAGAACAUAUCAGGCCUAGCGUGACGGAUAUGAAGAAGUAUGAGAGGCUGAGGAGAGAUUGGAGCAGCGGUGUGGUGUGA